Hydra vulgaris (swiftwater hydra) is the source of this 2127-nucleotide messenger RNA. RefSeq names its product mediator of RNA polymerase II transcription subunit 25. Gene Ontology annotation, biological process: positive regulation of transcription by RNA polymerase II. NCBI's taxonomy places the organism in Eukaryota, Metazoa, Cnidaria, Hydrozoa, Anthoathecata, Hydridae. Gene Ontology annotation, cellular component: transcription regulator complex; mediator complex. The record is from RefSeq and is a predicted model, not a curated record.
GAAAAAUAAAUAUUUUAUUUGCUAUGAAAAUAUAUAAGAAUUGUAAAUAAUGUUGAUUAGUGAGGAGCAAUAUGAUGUUGUAUAUAUAAUAGAAGACACUGUUGGCUGUAAAGAGGACUUUAAUGCUAUCUAUAGCUCAUAUAUUAUUCCAUCUGUCAGAUACUUUAGCAAUGGAAUCAGCCCAGCAGAAGUUAUAUUUGGCUCUCAGAGACAAGUAUCUCAGUACAGUUUACUUACACUCCAGAAUCAAUUUAGACAAGAUGUAGCUAUGAGUCCAGGAAAAAUUACUCAAAAUGCAUCAGAGUUUCUUUUGAAAAUCAAAAACCUAAGGUUUGCUAAUGGUGGCAUGGCUAGUGGUUGUUUCUUAAGUGAGGCUUUAGCAACAGCCUUGCAGGUACUUGAAAAUAUGGCAGCAUUACGAAAUAGCCAGCAUGUUGUGAAGCAUGUUGUAAUCAUUACCAACACUCCUCCUUAUCUCAAUCCUGUUGUACGGAAUUGCCCCUAUGCAGGAUUUUCCUUCGAUGAACUGCUUGGAGUUUUUGUUAGCAAAUCAAUAUGCAUAUCUGCAUUUUGUGCAAGACACAUUCUCCCUUAUAAAGAAAUUUUUCGAAAGUUGUAUUCUGAUUUUUCAAACAUCUUUGCAAAAUCAACUCAAUUUGCAACUAAUUCAAACCAUAUGGUGCUUGUUAAAGGAAUUCAACUUCCAGUUCAAGAUGUGAUUGAAGUGGAAAAUAAUGAAACUGCAGAUAUAAGUGUGGUUUCAAAGAAAUUAAAGUUGGAUGAUCAAUUGGCAUCAAGCAUUCCUCAAAAUACAUCAUCUCAAGUUGUUACAACAUCGACCAUCUUACAACCAUUCCAAAUGGGUCAAUCUUUAGCACCAAAUUCUGGUUCAAUGCCACAAGUACAACUGCCACAACAACCGCUACAACAGAUGGCACCACAAGUACAACAAUCUCAAUUACAACCACAGCAGUUUCAAAGAAAAGUUGUUUGGAGUGGUCAGUUACAGUGGAAUGAAACAAACUUAACUGUAGAAGGUGGAAAAAUUUCACGGAUAUUGCCAUGUAAAGCAACUGUAACUACUGCAGAAAAUUUACAAACAAAUGAUUGGCCGAGAGAUUUACAUAUGCAGUUAAUACCGCAGAUUUAUCUACAAAAUCUUGCCUGUUUUCUUAAACAGGCUAAACAAGUGACGUUUAACUUUUCCCCAACUGACAAUGAUGUUUUGCAAUCUAUGUAUAGAAUAAUGAAUGGCAAUCCAGCUUCAGGGGUUCCAGGAACAUUUGGACAAAAAUUUGUUGGUUGUGUUUUUCUUAAUAAUCCAUCUGAUCAGGUGCCCAUUCGAGUUUUGUUACUUAUAUACAGUCCAAAGAAAAUGUGUUUUAUUGGGGUUGUUCCAGAUGAUCAGCAACACUUUGUUGGGCAGUUAAAGGCUAUUAUAGCUGAAGAUAAACUUCGAGCUGUAAAGCAACCAAAUUUUCCUAACGUUGGAGUCCAAUCACAAACUCCCAGAAAUGUGGUUGUAUCUUCGAACAAUCCACAGUUGACACCCCAACAAUUAAUGGUCCGUCAAAAAUAUAUGCAGCAGCAGUAUCAACAAAAUUCGCAAAAUCAGAUGCAGCAAACAUCGCAAUCUCAGCUGAAAUAUCUUUUGCAGCAACAACAGUUGCAGCAAACUAAUUCGUCAAUACAACAACAACAGCAGCAACAAAAUCAGUUAACCCAACCGCAGUUAAAUCAACUACAGCAAAAUCAGUAUACUCAACCGAAUCAGCAACAGUCACAGAUUUCUCAAAUCAAUCAGCAUCUACAAUCUCAAAUUAGUAUAUCUCAACAGCUUGCAGCUCUUAAUUCGCAAAGAAUAAAUCAGAAUUGGUCAGCGCAGCAAUUACAGCAGCAGCUGUUGCUUCAACAGCAGCAGCAGCAACAACAGCAGCAGCAACAGCAACAAAAAAUUGUUGCUGCUAUUGCUUUGGCCCAACAACAAGAACAACAACAAACAGUAUCAGAUGUGCAAUUGUAUAGUGAUUUUUUGGGUAAUGGCUGACUGCGUGUUGUUUCCAAAAUUGAAAAUGAAUAGUUAAUAUUUGUAUAAUACAAAAAAAAUUUGGUGAAAAAUUCGCAAAA